Molecule: messenger RNA, 3693 nt
Organism: Scylla paramamosain (green mud crab)
Lineage: Eukaryota; Metazoa; Arthropoda; Malacostraca; Decapoda; Portunidae
Gene: Kr-h2
Product: Krueppel homolog 2-like
Exons: 5
Coding region: 182-967 (261 amino acids)
Biological process (GO): membrane organization; endoplasmic reticulum tubular network organization
Cellular component (GO): membrane; endoplasmic reticulum
Source: RefSeq, a predicted model, not a curated record
UAACAAGACUUAGUAGAAAAAUAAGGAGAAGACAGGCUGGCGUGACACGGAUAUAAGUCCAGGUGGGCCGGGGCUGAGGAGCUGAUGUGAGGCGACUGGUGGAUAUUGGCCUAUUUCACCGUCUGUACCUGUGCAAGCAACUCCUACUCCUAAUUUUCCAAAGGUACCACAAGCAGUAGCCAUGCCUGAGGAGCAGAGCCAAAGUGAGCGGCAGCAGGAGGGCGCCUCCGGGGACCAAACACAGCAGGCCCGGGGAAUGGAGGCACUCAAAACACACAUUUUGGAGCACAAGGUGGAGACUCUACUCUGGGCCACCCGUGCCCUCACUCUCAUCUUCUGCAUAUCCUACCUCAUCCCUGUAUUCGGGAACCCAUACAGCAGUUACCAGAAGGUAUUAAUGAGCAAUGCUGCCACGUCUGCCCUUCGCCUCACCCAGCGCAUCCCCUCUGUUCAGUUCUCAAGAGAAUUCUUUGCUCAUCUGCUGAUGGAAGACUCAGCCCACUACCUCCUUUACUCUAUCAUCUUCAUGUAUACUUCACCCAUGACAAUGGUCCUUGCUCCCAUCUUCCUGUUUGCUCUUCUCCACUUUGCAAGCUAUUCCCUUGGCCUUCUAGAUGUCAUAGGGCAAAAUAAUGCUCUAGGUUCAAGGUUCCUGAUUUCUCUCAUAGAAUACCACCACAGAAACAUUUUACGAGGAGCAGCCUUUGUUGAAAUCUUCCUCAUGCCUCAUUGUGUUCUCUCUCUCCUUAUGGGCAGGGGCAGCCUCAUAACACCGUUUGCAUACUACCGUUUUCUGACCCUGAGGUAUUCCUCCCGUCGUAACCCGUAUACCCGCAACAUGUUCCACGAGCUGCGGGUGGCAUGUGAACACCUGGCCAAUUCCCCCAAUACCCCAACCUUCCUGCGCAAUGCUCUUUACCGGAGCAUCACGUUCGUGUCUGGUCUGGCUCCUAUGGUGACCCAGUAGCCUUACUCUACCACCAGGGAUUUAUCUAGCCAUAGGGAACACAGGAAUAUAUUAUUAUGUGAAAGGAAGGAAUGCCUAUGUUCUUCUCAUUCACACAAGGGAACAGAGCUUUACCAUAGACUUCUCCAAGUGAAUAAUAUUGCUUAGUGUCAUGUUUAGACUACUCUUGAGGAUGAGAGGCCCAACAGAGAGAUCGAACACAAUGUCAUAUCAAAGAUAAAAGAGUAAAAGAUGUACAGUAUCUUGGCAGGGUUUCUUUUCGUAAAAAGUUAAAUUUUGACUACAUUAUACUUUAUGUGUAUGGAAUCAUAAUGAUAUAUAUGACUAUAAAUAGAAUAAGAUACUUGAAAUAAGUAUAUAUAUUUUCUAGUGAGUAGCUUCCAUUAUAUUUUGGUGAUGUAGUGCUAUUGAUAAAGCAAUUCACCACAGAUGGAUGAAACUUUAUUCAUGAAUUACUGUGAAGCAACUAAACGUCAGCUGCAGCGGUCACAGUUUUGCUUGGUGUAUUUUCUCAACAGUGUAAUAACAUCUCAUAGCAUUGCAGGAUCUCUGCCAAGAGUGAUCACAUGAAAAAUUGUUUAUUCUCAUUCUCAGCAUCUUUGUUCUACUUGGCCUUAAGACCUUAACACAGUGGUUUGUUCCACCUAUGGUAUCCUUGUAUCCAUCUAGCCCAUCAUGUCCUCCAGGCAGUCAGCUGUGUCACACCUUUGGGAAGUUUAUGCGGAGUGUCAUACCUUUUUUCCUGUCUUCACAUGUUUGAAAUUAAUUAUAAGACAAACUUGCAUCAAUAUUCAUUCCAAUUUCAUUCUCUCUCUCUCUCUCUCUCUCUCUCUCUCUCUCUCUCUCUCUCUCUCUCUCUCUCUCUCUCUCUCUCUCUCUCUCUCUCUCUCUCUCUCUCUUAUAGUAUUUUUAUGAAGGUAUGUUUUGAUGUUCAUUUACUUUUCAGUUAUUCCAGAAGCGUACAAAUAGAAGCACACCAUAAUGUGUUAGGGGAAGAAUGAAAUAAAAUGAAUUGAUUUUGAACAUUUGAAGAUGUGACCUACAAAAAUGACUUUCAUAGUUACGCCUUAUUAUUCAUAGCAGUUUAAAAUAAAUGAAAUGAAGGUGUGAAUAUAUGAUUAUUUUUGAGAAUUACCUCAGUCUGAUUAUACAUUUGAUUUUGCAUAAAGCUGGGAUGUUCAAGUACAAUGGUGAAAAAAUAUGUUUUACCUUAAAGUAGAUUGUGAUGUAAUUUCCAUUACUAGUCUGUGGUGCAUUUAUAAAAUUAGUUCUGGACUUGUAUAUUAUGUUGAGCAUGUCACAAAUUUGGAAGAUGGUCAUUAAAUAAUACAUUUUUUCACAUUGUAAGUUGCAUGUAAAAUCUUAUAUUGUGUUGGUCCUUUGUUCAUUAGUGUUGGAAAAAUAUUUAUUCUAAAAAUCAGUGCAUGCCAUGAGUUUGAUUUAAAGAGGUGAUUUGUCUCCUAGAAUGGCUUAUAAAUGUGGUUUGUCUUUUGCCAGUAUUGUUUGUGGAUGAAGUUUGUCUUCUGGCAGUAGGUAUUGUUUGAAAAUUAGUUUUACUUCCAGCAGAUAAACAUACAUGAAAAUUUGCUAAUUCUUAAUUUUCACCAUUAACUUGGUUAGAGCAUCAAUUGCAUGGUAGCAUUAUUAUAAAACUCCUGAAAUAAAUCUAAAUUAAGAUUUAGUUCUGUUAUUCAGUUAAUACUAAAAAGAUGUUCAAACCCAUAGAUGUCAAAUAACACCUCAUAAAUUUUGUUAAUGAUAGGAUAUAUUAUUAUUAUUUAUUAAUUUAUUUCACAUUUUUCCUCCCUUCACAGCAACUUUGCAAUUGUGGUCAUACAAGUAGUGCAUCUGCAGGAGAGAAUGUGAUAUUUAUAUUUUUUGGUAAUGAAUAGCUCUUCCUUCCCUUUCUUGACUAGUCAAGUAAGAUAUCCCUUUAGACUUCUGGAAACAUGGUCAGAUUACCCUUAAAAUUAGCAAACUAAAUAGAACAUUCAUAAGUAUUGCAAGUUAUCAUGGGGUGGCCACAGAGAGUGGAGAGUACCACUUCUCUUGUGCUAGUGCACUAUUCUUAUGUAGUUGAAUUUUAUAGAGAAAAAAUUAUAUAAUUGGUAAAACAUACAAACUGAUUCCUGAAGCAUUUAGCAUUCUGUUGUUUGUUUCCUUCUGGUCAAGUCUGGGCAGAUUUGAUAACGAUGUGUGUGUGUAAGCAUUCAUGUGUGCACUGGCAGGAAUUACAUUUUCUGUGCAUGGAUGUAUCUUGUGUGAGAGCACUUACCCUGGAGCAAAAUAUUAAUUGUGGUGGAGGCAGUCACUUGAUACAAGCUGUAUGUAGAAACAUGAGUAACAUGUCUAAAAUUCAUUUGUAUUUUUUUUUUUUUUUUACUUUAUUUUGUUAAACUACUAAUAUAUUUACAUUGUCUUCAGUAAGCUUCAAAAUUUGUUGGCCAUUUUUUUUUUAUCAUCUAAGUCUACUUCAGCUGCUUUGUGUUGAAAGUCAUUAUUAUAACCUUUGACCAGCAUGCCGAGUUGCAAAUUCUGUGGUACUUCACCUUCAGAUAAAUGUUCUCCAGCCUGUCCUAUAACUACAGCCAAGAGCUUAACACUGAGGGUUGUAUCUCCAGAUAUGCAAAAAGCAUUUGCCUUCUGUCAUUAUACAGAGUAUAUUUCCUAUAAAAUCCAAAAUCAUUUUGUACAGAUAUGUGUUGUGUAAUAAAAGAUUAAUGUAA